Messenger RNA from Solanum lycopersicum (tomato), 1779 nucleotides. RefSeq lists its product as uncharacterized. Gene Ontology annotation, molecular function: phosphoglycerate dehydrogenase activity. The record is from RefSeq and is a predicted model, not a curated record. NCBI's taxonomy places the organism in Eukaryota, Viridiplantae, Streptophyta, Magnoliopsida, Solanales, Solanaceae.
AAUUUUUUGUCAAAUAAACUUUUUACUGAUUUAUUUGUAGUCUAUAUACACACAAAUAUACCUAUUAUAUAUAUAUACAUAACACACACACAUUGAGAAAAAAGGUGAUUUGUUGGGAGGAAGACUCCAAAAAGCAGCAUCACUGUACUUUAUUUUGGGCCACAAGAUUUGGAGAAGGCAAUCAAAGGGAGCAAGCUCCUUCAUUGGAGUUUUGUAAGUGAUUUGAUAGAUAAUUUUGCACAAUUUUGGAAGGUGAGGUUGUGGUUGUGGAUUCAAGAUUUGACCUUUGUAAGUCUAUUAGGUUGAAAAAGAUUUCACCUUUUGUCUGUAUUAGGAAAGUGAUUUAGGGGUUAUUUAUUCUUGAUGACUUGCAAUUUUAUAGCAUAAUUUUGGGAGUGAAGGAGGUGAAAAAGUAGAAAAAGAUUCAAUCUUUAUCACCUUUUAGACUUAUAAUCUGUGGUUCUGCAGCCAGAUCAAGAUACACGUGAAGGCACUGUGUGGAGUAGGGAUUUGAAUUGAAACACGGUUCCUAGGCCUACGGGGGUGCCAGAUUUACGGUUCUAUAAUCAUGUUCUUGUUAUAUGAGUACAUGGUGAAGGAUUUUAGUGAGGGAUAAGAAGCUACGAUAUAUGGAGAAUUCGCGUGAGUUUCUAAGCAAUGGAAAACCAGCUGAUCCUGGUCUUCAAAUUAUAAGGCACCCCUCUUACCAAUCUUGUGGGAAAUUAUCGUUAUCUUGGUUUGAUAUUAGAGUAUUUUACAUCAGAAUCAGCAAUUUUAUGGUCGAUGAUUCAACCCCAGAAAUUCUUACGCUUAACCAUAUCCCUUUAAGCCCCGAUACACUGCUUGAAGUUAAUGGUAUAAGAUGUUCAGUGCACUCGGAAGGAGCCUCUUGCUUUCUUCGAAGGGACCGUGUUGAUAAGAAAGCUGAAGAAGCUACAUUUGUGAGCACAGAUAGUAUAAGAUUGACUGGGAGUGUGAACUUUGAGGUUUCAUAUAAAGAUGAUCUUUUUCUCUCUGGGACUUUGGAGAUGGCCAACAUCAAUGAUUCUCAAAACUGUCUUAGGAGAUGGAGCAUGAACUGUGAAUCAGUUAUGAGUGCUGGCACGGGAUUUCUGAAAGGAAAACAUAUUGUGGGUUCUGAAUCAUUGUCACCGACAAUUGAAGUCUAUGUUACCGGUUGCUUCUCUGGGACACCUAUCAUCUUAACUAAGACUUUGCAGCUAAAUCACAGGAAGAAGCACCAUAGAAAGGGUAUGUUAGACUCCAUUCCGGAGCAUGACACUUCUGAACAGCAUAAAGAAGUCUCAUCUGAACAUGAUCUGCAGGUAACAGAAUACAACGGAAACUACAAACCAGAAAGCGAAGAAGACUACAACAACAUGUACUGGGGACGAACAGAACUUAUGGAUGGUGAAGACGGAGAAAUGUCCUGGUUCAAUGCUGGGGUUCGAGUUGGUGUUGGGAUUGGCCUUGGCAUUUGUGUAGGAGUUGGAGUAGGAGUUGGUUUAUUAGUCCGUACUACACGCAACUUAAGAAGGCGCCUUAUGUAAUUACAUAGCAUACGUAUAAAGGCUAACAAUACAGAGAUACUGUUUUUAAGAAUAUAUUGUAAUUUUUCGACGUUGCUAACCAUUUUCUUUUUCAUGUGUAAUCUGUUUGCUGCAUUUUUGUGGUGAGUUGCUAAAGCUGUAUGGACAUGUUUUUAGGUAAUAUUGUAUCAUGUUGAGAUUGUUAUUUAAUGUGUAAAUAGUUAUUUUCAUAUGAGAACCUUAUAUAGCC